UUUCAAUACGAACCAAGUGUCAGCUCCUCCUGCUAUUCUCCACGGUGUCGAGAUGUGACGCGAAAAUGUUACCUGAAGUGACUCCGUGCUCUUGAUUUUGUGCAAACUGCCGCCGUGAAAACACUGGCACCGCUGUGGUUCACUGUGGAAGACCGCUAGGACAUCGUCCUUAGGAUGAACGCAGCAAAACCAGGAAUGAAUAUUGGAACAACGCACUGCGCGUAAUAUGAACCGCCCACUUGAUAUCACUGACACUGCAGAGGCUGAUUGAGUGAGCCGCUCGCCAGGUUCUAGUGAGAACCGCUUGUUCAGCAACGUCACAAAUAAGGCUGCAAAUUUUCGCCGGUACCUUGCAAUCGCAGUUUCUAUUAUUUGAACUUCUCUUGCUGGUUUUCACAUCUUCGGUGCUCCUUACUGGACAUCAUCACUGCCAUGACUGUGUUAUGGCAAAACUCCGACUUUGACUCCUGUUUCUAUGGGACGUGCCUUUGGGUGAGUGUGCGAGCGCUGACUGUGCUUAUUUCUCGCUCGUGAUCUUCCUACCUAGUGUGCCCUUUACAACAAGUGUGUAGGGAAGCCAACUAGGCGUGACUCUGGUUGACCCCUUGUCGUUCGUUUUGAUUUCUGUCUCUCAUUGCUAACGCCGCCCAUGCGGUAAACCGAGAUGCGGACUAACGCGCUUGUGCCAGGUCGUUUUCUGACGCUUUCUGCUCACGUGGUGCUUCUGGUGACUCUGCUCUGGGUCUACGACGAGAACGUUCGGGCCUGUCUGCCACGCGACUUCAGCGAGGCGCAGUACGCUGCCAAGAGCACCGAGAUAAUCGUGGGACUCUCGCUGGGCCUGGUCUUGGCUGCAUUCGAGCUGGUCGGCUUCCUGACCGGCGUCUCCAUGUUCUUCGCGUCGCAGGCGCUCAUCUCGACGGCAGCUCACUGCGCGGCCACCGUCGCACUCGCCUACUUCGUCGUGGACCUCUGGAACUGCUCCGCGUACUGGUGGAUAUUCGUGUUCUGCAGCGUGCUGCCGGCCUUUGCCGAGCUCUGUGUGGUCAUCGGAGUCGUGUGCCUCAAGAAGGUUCCCUGAAACGGGUGUCCGUCUCCCUCGUGAAUGCGUGGCUACGUGCUUUCUUUGUUUUUGCGCCUAAGUGGUGGUAGCGAGUGCGCCGAGAUGUCUCCCUGUUUCCUCCGCGACCUUUUCUCUUUUCUCUCUCUUUCUCUUUUCUGCUGACUGGUACGUGCUUCGUGUGACAGGUUUUCACGUAUGUCACUUAGCACGAAGUCAUGAAGGAGGACAUGUUGUUCGGUUACUAUAUAUAUAGAUUCAUCUGUGUUCCGGCAAGCAGAGUGUGCAUAUACAGGGCCCUCCAUGACCUCCAGAAAAAGGCUCAUGGCCCCAUUGGGAGUCAUGAUAAACAAUUUUAUGAGCACUGGGUCAGUUAGGGCUCGCUAAAGGACAUGGUGUAGCCCAACGACACAACCAUAAUGAAAAACACUUGUGACGUGCGUCUAUGCUUCUUUCAUUUUAGUUCUGCCUUUGUGCUACGUUAUGUCCUUUAGCGUGAAGUAAGAUGGCUCGCUACUUAUAUAUCAUGUGACAAGCACAAAUACUUUUAUCAGGCAACCACUCAAGCGAGUCGAAUUAGUUUUAUUGAAGUAAACGCAAAAAAUAAAGAAAUUUUGUCUGUAUUAGAAUAAGAUUUUUUCUGAGCGCUUGUAUAUUUUUACUUUAUUUAUUUGACACUGUCAACCCUGUUCUUGUGGUCAUUACAUUACCUGUGCUAAAGCUCACCUUUCGCUGCAUUAUUUCAUCAGUGUGCAUGCCUCAUCUAUUCACCUGUUUACAUUCUAAUAGUACACUGCAUCGCAGCCUCGUAUGUGUUGCAGGCGCCUACGAGGCAAGGACGAAUGAAAGAUCAAGACACACGUAGCGCAUACUUUCAAAUGAUUUCUGUCAACCUUGUGUCUAAGGCGCAUUUACACGCCUGAAAUGCUGGACCAACUCGCUCAACUAGGCGUGUUGACCAACCUCGUAUGUGUGUUUGUGAGUGCGAAUGUGUACGCCCUCAGUGUGGGGCUACUUGCCUUCGCUUUUUAUAUCUAUAUGUUCGUGUGUGUAUAUGACUAUGUGCCGUGGAUAUUUGGCCCUGCAGUACGUUCCUUUUCUUACUACGCAUAUGGCAUAUGUAUAUUAUAUUGUUGUUUCUACAAUGCGAAAAGUAGUAGGCCUCACAAUUAUAGGGUAAAUACAUCUAUUUCUUUUAUUUUCACGUCAAUAAAAAAUUGUUUUUCGUUUUUUUUACGACAGUUUCCGAAAGUCGAGCCUCUUUAGGGGCCUGAAAAUCAUUUUGCAGCUCUACAACCCGGCAAUAAUAUCAAGUCAAUAUCAAUAAUUUUGCCAUGGCGCAAUCAAUCGGUUUACUUCUUUCUGCUUUACUUCUAGAAUUGUUAUAUACCUCAAAAUUUUUCUUUAUAUAAAUAAACAGAAAAACUGAAAAAAGCAAGGUUAUCAGAUUGGAUGUGUUAAAAUGUUGCACAUACAUAUUCUUAUUUUCCCAGCACCACGAUUCGUUUCCGGCAGAGGAAUUCUCUGCCGAAGAAAAUGUUUUCGAGGCUCGAUACCUACCUCCACUGCAAACAACCAGAAAGCCCGUUUAAGUCCAACAACAACACUCUGAUGAAGGAUUCGUUCAGCAUCGUGUAGCAAAACAUUUUUAUUAAACACAAUUUUCAGAAGUGACUAGCGCCAUCAACUAUUUACAAACGCUGGCAAGGCUUUACGUACUGACGUAAUGAUUUGGUUCAUCAUUGUCUGCGCCAAGGUCCAUAAGACAAGAGCCCUUGCUUGUGAGGAAGUGACAUAAUCAGGACUCAAAAAAAAAAGAAA
This is a messenger RNA of Dermacentor andersoni, 2881 nucleotides long. Its product is annotated as transmembrane protein 107-like. Lineage: Eukaryota; Metazoa; Arthropoda; Arachnida; Ixodida; Ixodidae. Gene Ontology annotation, biological process: protein localization to ciliary transition zone; non-motile cilium assembly. Gene Ontology annotation, cellular component: MKS complex. The record is from RefSeq and is a predicted model, not a curated record.